Asparagus officinalis (garden asparagus) is the source of this 1393-nucleotide messenger RNA. RefSeq names its product F-box/kelch-repeat protein At3g23880-like. The transcript has a single exon. NCBI's taxonomy places the organism in Eukaryota, Viridiplantae, Streptophyta, Magnoliopsida, Asparagales, Asparagaceae. The record is from RefSeq and is a predicted model, not a curated record. Gene Ontology annotation, molecular function: protein binding. Bases 1 to 954 code for a protein of 317 amino acids.
AUGGCCCCAACAAGAAACAAGGAAUCACUGGAAAGAAAGAGAACAAAACUCAGGUACUCAUCAUCUUUUUAUUGUUCUACUAAAUUGAUGAUGAUAAUUAUGGUUUUAAAAUUAAAAGAUUUGUACGUAGAGCCUGCAACAAAAAUUGAAACGGGUUGCUGCCGCCCAUGCUUACCACUUGACGUUGUGCGUGACAUUCUCUCAAGACUGCCUGCAAAUUCAAUUGCAAGAUUCCGCUGCGUCUGCAGGCAAUGGCUUUCUCUGACUUCGGAUCCCCGUUUCUUGAAAUUGCAGCACGAGAGAUCUUCGAGCUGCAUGCUUAUCAGUAGGAUUGUUUACAAGGGAGAAGUAAACUUGUUUGAGUUCAGAAACGGGUAUAGGAGUUCGCAUGGAUUUAAUCUCGGGAGAGCGCAUUAUGAGCUAUCAAAUUUUGUUGAUGGUUUGAUUUGUGCUUAUUCGCGAACUGCUAGGUAUGAUACAUACAUAUUAAAUCCUAUGAUUCGGGAACUCCAGAAACUUCCAAAGAACAGUGAUCGUCAAGAAGAUGGUUUAAACGAAAGUUUUGGUCUAGGUAUCGACGUGGCCAUAAGGCGAUACAAGGUAGUUAGGUUAUGUUCUUAUCCCGGAAGUAAUCGUGUUCGCUGUGAGAUCUAUAAUGUGGGCACUACACGGUGGAAGUCUCUUGGUGAAGCUCCUUUUGGAUUCGGCGGGACUAAACCAGUUUUCCUUCAUGGAGCCCUCCACUGGAUUGUGUAUGAAUCGAGAGCUGAUUUUGGAUGGCGAAGAAAAGAAUAUGUGUUAAGAAUCGAUAUCAAAGAUGAGAAGUUUGGAUCAGCAAUAUCAAUCCCCUCUCCCACAUGCCCUAAGAUGUCGUUGGUAUGUUUGAAGGAAUCUGGAGGGAAGCUUUGGCUUGUAUUCUCGAAAUAUGAGAACCCAAAUGAUAGUUUCUUUUGAGAUAUGGAUUUUGAAAGAUUACUUGAAUAAUACAUGGGUCAGAGAGUAUAACUUUCACCGCAGCAGCCUUUCAAGAAUCCACGAGGAUUAUAGGGCUACAUAUUUUACAGAUAUUUUAGAUGGCACGCUCAAUGCUGCAGUCUGUGAAAGUGGAAAAUGGUAUGUCAUUUGUUAUAAUUCUUGUACUGGAGAUUUCCACAAGCUCUUUGUUGGACGACAGCACGGUAAAUUCUCUGUUUAUAGGGAAAGCCUUAUUUCGCCAAAGAAGCUGUUGAAGAAACCUCAAAGGCGUAUAAGGAAGGGCGGCGGAGGUGAGUAAUGCAUCUAAGGUAUCUGGAGUAUUUCAAGUGUUAUGCAGACAUAAUGGACCAGAGGACUCAAACACUGUCUAAUUCAUCCUUAUCCAGCUUGGUUGUAACUAUUUUAAGUAUCUAUGUGU